AUGGCGAAAAGGAGUUGGUCUGAUGCGAAUGACAGCAUGGAGUUUAUGACGUUGAUGACCGCCGGCAAUGGGGAGCAGUCAUUUCCACAAAUAUCUCGGAAAAUCAAGGCAUGUGCCGCCUGUAGGAAGCACAAGAUCAAAUGUCUAAUGGACGAGAGCGGGCCACCGUGUCGGCGGUGUUCUGAAAGGAACCUAGGCUGCGUCUUGGGCAAGAACCUGCAGAGUAUCAUUGACGAAAAAACACAGUACAACGAGGCAGUCUUACAAGACAUUGAAAACCUGCACAACACGCUGAGGGAAGUCACCAAGAAGAUGGGUCUUCCCGAACCAGCGGCACUGCAGAGUUCGACCCUUCAAAAAUCGGCAGAAUCCCCGUCACAGCAAAGCCGCUCCGGUCCCGGCCUGGCUAGGAACGGAACCCGUUUCGGCGUCCCCGGGCAGGACAACCACGGCCCGUCGUGCGACAACUCGCCCAAGAUAUCCCCCGAAGACGAGAACCUCCCCCACGUCCCGAUUCACUCACUCUACGCCCUCACCAAGCUGAGAGCUCUGAGGUCGCCAGACGCGCCCGAAGGCCACUCGAGCCCGGCCCAGGACGACUUUAUUGCCCGCGGUGCCCUGCGUCUGGACGACGCCGAACGCCUUUUCUGUCUCUACCGAGACCGUCUCGAUGCUUUCAUGUACGGCGUGGGGUGCAAGUACCAGCAGCUCGAUGAGUUGCGGCGCAAGAGUCCAAUUCUGGCCGCGGCGACCCUCACCGUCGCCGCGCUGCACGAUCCCCGAGCAAACAGUCUCUACGGCAUCUGCAGCUCCGAGUUCCGACGGCUCACUGAGAGGUCCAUGUUUGACAGGCGAGUCAACAGGGAUUACCUCCGCGCCAUGUGCGUGGCAUCGUACUGGCUCUCCGACAUGUCGUGGAUGCUGUCGGGGUACGCCAUCAGGAGAGCGGCGGAGUGCAACCUGCACAACAGCUAUACUCGCGCCAUCCAGGAGAAGAGCGAAGAAGCUGCGGACGGUGCGCGGCUGUGGUACAUUUUGAACAUUUGCGACCAACAUCUUGCCACGUUGUAUGGGAGGCCGGCGAUUGUGCAGGAGGACUCGUCCAUGCAGCAGUGGGAAAGCUUCCUCGAGUCACCGAUAUCGACCGAGGAAGACAAGCGUCUCGCAAGCCAGGUUGCCCUCCUGGGGAUCAUUGGCAGUAUUAGGGAGCUAUUCGGGCCUGACAAGGGUCAACCGACGCCACGGGCCUACGUGCACCAAAUCACUCACUUCAACAAGGAACUCGAUCACUGGAUUAAACAUUGGUCAGAAACGCUGUCAGAACAAUACCAACAUAUCGGCCGCUUCCCUCGCAAAGGCGCCCUUUUACACUUCCACUUUGCCAAGCUCCAUCUCUACUCCCACAUCUUCCGAGGUCUCUCGGGAGACAGCCCGAUCCCACACCACUUCCUCGACUGUGCCGCAACGGCCAUCUCUGUGGCCACGUCGACCAUUGAAUUCAUCAUCACCGACCCGGACGUUGCCGCGGGCGUGGUGGGCAUGCCGUCGUACCUGCACUGCAUGACGGCUUUUGCCUGCAUGUUCCUCAUCAAGGUGGCAGUCAAGUACGGCGGCGACCUGAUCGAGCCGGAACGCGUCUGGAACCUGACGACGAACCUCGUGCGGCACUUCCGCUCUCUACCCGCCGGCCGGUGGCAUUUGGCGAACCUCAUGGCGCCAGGUCUUGAGCGCAUGGCCAGGACGUUGAAGAGCGGCCGGGGAGAAGCGUCGGCGCAAGUGCUGGAGGCGCAGCCGGUCAACGGGGCUCAUUCGCAAGGGGUGAUGGAUCCCCAGCUCGCCGGUGGUAGCGCUGACGGGACGUUGAUGGGUCCCGAAGGGGAGUUCUUCUUCGAUUAUGACAUGAGCUUCGGUCUGUCCCCGGUGUUUCAAUUUGAUGUGACGGCUUUGAACGCGGAUAGCACAUCACUGGUGGAAGAAGACUUUGCAAACGUGGACUAUCAGAUGACCAGGCCCAGCUCAUGA
Colletotrichum orchidophilum is the source of this 2022-nucleotide messenger RNA. RefSeq lists its product as uncharacterized. Gene Ontology annotation, cellular component: nucleus. The transcript has 5 exons. Lineage: Eukaryota; Fungi; Ascomycota; Sordariomycetes; Glomerellales; Glomerellaceae. The record is from RefSeq and is a predicted model, not a curated record. The coding region runs from base 1 to 2022 and encodes 673 amino acids. Gene Ontology annotation, biological process: DNA-templated transcription; regulation of DNA-templated transcription. Gene Ontology annotation, molecular function: transcription cis-regulatory region binding; DNA-binding transcription factor activity, RNA polymerase II-specific; zinc ion binding.